Molecule: messenger RNA, 1203 nt
Organism: Theobroma cacao (cacao)
Lineage: Eukaryota; Viridiplantae; Streptophyta; Magnoliopsida; Malvales; Malvaceae
Source: RefSeq, a predicted model, not a curated record
AUGGGCAACUUAGCUUCGCAAGUUGCUGCAUUGUCCAAGAAAUUAGACACAAUGGGAGUCCAUGUAGUUCAAAAUUCAUUUGUUGUUUGUGAGAUGUGUGGGGAUGGCCCUUUAAAUGAUCAAUGUCCAUAUAAUUUUGAAUCAGUUCAGUUUGUGGGGAACUUCAAUAGACAGUUGAACAACCCAUAUUCUAAUACUUAUAAUCCUAGUUGGAGAAACCAUCCCAAUUUCUCAUGGAAUAACAAUGCAAGGCCUUCCAAUCCAAAACCCAACAUGCCUCUUGGUUUUCAACAACAAGUUAGACCACUAGUUCCUGAAAAGAAGUCCCAAGUGGAAGAACUUCUCUUGCAAUAUAUAUCAAAGAAUGAUGCUAUAAUUCAAAGCUUUGGAGCAUCCUUGAGAAAUCUUGAAGCCCAAAUAGGACAGCUUGCAAAUUCUGUCAAAAAUAGACCUCAAGGGGUGAAUGAAAAAGUAGUUGAACUUGAGAAUGAAGAUGUUGAUAAGGAAGGAAUAUGUGAGAAAGAGAGUGAAGUCGAUCAGAAAGAAGAUGUCAAGGCAGAAAAUCAUGGAACUUCUCAAGUCAUCCAUCCUCCACCACCUUUUCCCCAAAGGCUCCAAAAGCAAAAGCUUGAAAAGAAAUUUCAGAAGUUCAUCGAUGUCUUCAAAAAAUUACACAUAAAUAUUCCUUUUGCUGAAGCUUUUGAACAAAUGCCCAGUUAUGUCAAAUUCUUGAAGGACAUCCUCUCCAAAAAAAGAAAGUUAGGUGAGUUUGAAACUGUCUCCCUUACAGAAGAGUGUAGUGCAAUUUUUCGAAAUAAAUUACCACCAAAACUUAAAGACCCAAGUAGUUUCACAAUCCUUUGCAUAAUUGGUAAUUUAUUUUUUGCAAAAGCUUUGAGUGAUUUAGGUGUAAGUAUCAAUUUAAUGCCUUGGUCAAUUUUUGAGAAACUUAGUUUGGGGGAAUACAAACCCACUUCUGUUACUUUGCAAUUGGCUGAUCGUUCUUAUGUGUACCUAAGGGGAAUUAUUGAAGAUGUUCUUGUUAAGGUAGAUAAAUUUAUUUUUCCAAUUGAUUUUAUAAUUCUUGACAUGGAAGAAGAUAGGCAAAUUCCAAUCAUUCUUGGGAGGCCAUUCUUAGCAACUGCUAGAGCUUUGAUUGAUGUUGAAAAAGGUGAGCUCACUUUGAGAAUUCAAGACCAAUAG